Messenger RNA from Necator americanus (New World hookworm), 936 nucleotides. RefSeq lists its product as uncharacterized. The record is from RefSeq and is a predicted model, not a curated record. Lineage: Eukaryota; Metazoa; Nematoda; Chromadorea; Rhabditida; Ancylostomatidae. Gene Ontology annotation, molecular function: metal ion binding; mRNA 3'-UTR binding. Gene Ontology annotation, cellular component: cytosol. Bases 1 to 936 code for a protein of 311 amino acids. The transcript is spliced from 9 exons.
AUGGUACCGUUUCGGCGCGAAACUCACGUAAUUUCCCUCGGCAGCGGAACCUCUAACCGCUACACUACAUCCGCUCUUUAUAAGCUAGUGAUGUCCGACCGUCUACCUGACAUUCAAACACAUCUUGAUCACAGCGAUGAGAUCGAUAAAACUGCUGCCAGUUUCAUGAAGACCAAUUUGAAUGACUAUUCGAUGUAUGAAGUCGAUGAACAACACAAUACUACUUGCCCGCCGGAUCUGAUGGGAUUUGAUGUAAACCUUCUUCGCAAUUUGACUGCACAAGAUGCGUAUCUACGCGAACAACUCAGCAAUUGCGCGAAAUCUGCGCUAGCUGCUCAGGAUCCGUGCACGCUUGCUGACGAUGAGAGGGAGGAGCUGUUGCGACAGAAGCGGAAGGAGGACGCCUAUAAGACUGCUCUUUGUGAAUCGUGGCGACGUACUCAGACUUGUAGCUACGGCAAAGAGUGCCGAUUUGCUCACGGUGUAGACGAACUGCGUCUGCCUUCUCAGCCACGCGGUCGUAAUCAUCCAAAAUAUAAGACAGUGCUUUGCGACAAGUUUUCAAGCACCGGAUAUUGUAAGUACGGAGCGAGGUGCCAAUUUAUCCAUAAAGUCACUAAUCCUGCUAUCCUUGCCCAGCAGAUGUUGGCACGCGAGAACAUUUCCCUCAGGGAGCACACAUCGCAUAACAAUUACGAUCAGCAACUUGCUAACUACCGUCGCCCAUACUCGUCGUGUCAACCAUCAUGUGGACGACUAGUGGACAUGAAUGUUAGCAUGCCAGUCGAAAUGACCGACCAACGCAGUGAUGUAGGUCGCGCUCUUGCGCGAACAGUUGGGAACCAAAAUGUACCAAGAGUCGCGCGAUCGCUGGAGAACCGCCACAGCACCCUCAGCAGUUUGCACUGGUUCAGUGCUAGCAGUCGUCGCUUUUAA